AUGAACGUUAACAAUACAUGGGAUAUUACUAUGGAAAAAUAUAAAAAACAUCUGUCACCUUUUGGUCGCAAAGUUUUGAGUGUUUUGUUACAAGAACGUAUAAGUACAGAUGACUGGAUAAAUUUUACUGAUAUAAACGUAGUUUUAUCGGAAACUAAUACAAAUACAAUAUCUAAAUCAGAUGAACUUGUAAGAAGCGCUCAUGAAGAGCUUGUACCACAAAAUUCUCAAAAUAUUAUACCUUUUGAUCAUAUCGACAAACCUUCUGAUUCUAAUGACAAAGACGAUCUUUUAAACAAGCAGAUAUCAGAAAAUACGGUUACAGACUUUCCAGGACCAGUAGCGUGGGAAGAUAUUUUUGACUCUCAACUACUACUAUUUUCAAAAAAUGAUGAUACUAAAAAUCUUACGUGUAAUAAAGCAGCAAAUAACACAAAAGUUGUUAAAACUUUUGAAAUAACUUUUCCUGAGAAAAUACGAGAAGAUCGCGAUAUCAAGAAGGAAUUUAAAAAUAAUUCUGAGAAAAAUGCUAAAAAACAUAAGAAUAAGUCUAAUAUUUCAGAAAAAGUUCCGAAAAAAGUAAAAAAAGUCGCCAAAGAAUUUGAUGAUUCAUCUAGACCUAGUUUUCGGAAAGAAAAAUACACGAAAACUGUUAAAAAAUGGCUGAAUGGUGUAGAUCCAAAACAUGUGGUAGAAGAAAUGAAUAUCUUAGAAAACACAUCCGACAAUACGAAUAAAAUAAAUGGAGUUGAAAUAACAAUCGAGGAGAAUUUGAGCGGUGAUUGGCACAAAAAAAUGGUUCAGGCAAAAUUAUCAAAUGUAAAUGGAAUUAUGAAAUUUUCUAAGCCUUCAAAAAAUAACAGUGAACGCGCCAAUAAAUCAGAAAAACGAGACCCACCCGCAACAGAAGCAAAUAAAGAAAAGAAAAAGUCUAAAUUUGUUGCUCCAAUUAAGUCUCAGAUUCCUGUUAAAGAUAUAACUUAUAAAGUAUUUACAUUCGAUAAUGAUAAUGAUUGUUUUGACGAAAAUAAAAGCGACCUUAGAUAUAAUGCAACAGAAGUUGUCAUGACACUUAUUUACAGAAAUGACUAUUGUCAAUUAAAUAAUCAUUACACUGAAGAUGUCGGGGUACAAGGCAUUAUGUUUCUCGUUAAAGACAAUUUUUACUAUUUAAGAGAUCCUUUUUCUAAACAUAAGGACAAAAUACGCAAUUUAAUGUAUAAUAACAACGUGAUUUGUUACGAAGGUAAAAAUCUUCUUACACAUUUGUUCCAAUACCUCAGUUCAGAUGUCAAUAAAGGUAUAAAAAUCCUUGAUGCAAAGAUUGGGGGAAGCCUUCUGGAUCCAGACAAUCCGCCCAAUAAUUUUACCGAAUUACAAAAACUACUGACCUAUGAACCGGAAUACACGAUUGCCACAGAUUGCGUACUACAAAAGUCAGCUUGGUAUAUCUCAUUGUUGAAGGAGUGUUGGGACAAACUUCAGCAGUCGCUGGUGGGACAAGGCCUGUGGAAUAUCUUUGUCGAGAUUGAAAUGCGCGUUUUGCCGAUCAUCGCAGGUAUGCAAUAUCGAGGUGUAUCUGUGGAUUUGGAAAAGCUGAAAUGCAUGGAGAAGCUAUUACUAGAAAAGAUGAAAACAGUAGAGCAGGAAUGCUACAAGGCAGCAGGAAAGACCUUCCAAAUAAACUCAGCAGUACAAGUCAGAGCUAUUUUGUACGACGAGUUGAAGUUAGAUUCAAAGUGCAAUGUCAAAAUUAGGGAAACAAUCUGCAAAGGAGCGAAAUCUACUUCAGAAGCUAUGCUGAGAAGUUUAAUUCAUAAGCAUAUUCUUCCAAAAUUAAUCCUAGAAUACCGGCACUUACAUAAAACACACGCCACUUUUCUCACCGGUAUAGCACAGUGCGUGAGAGAUGGAGUCGUUAAGCCUUUAUGGGAACAAACUGCGGCAGCGACGGGCCGGAUUUCAUGCAACAGUCCUAACUUGCAAGCUGUACCGAAAACACCUUUCAGUCUCACAUUAUUUUCUAGAGAAGGCACUGUUGAUGAUGCACAAACUCUGAACCUUCGUUCGCUAUACGUGGGCCGAGCCGGUCACUAUCUGCUGGCAGCUGACUUCAAACAGGUGGAGUGCCGUGUGUUCGCUCACGCUGCCGCUGAUAACAGCCUGCUGCAGGCUCUGAGCAGUCCGGAUCUGUUCCGGGUGCUCUCGGCUGCCUGGCUUAACAAGUCAGGAUCCGAGGUAACAAAUGAAGAGCGCGAGCGUACUAAGCGAGUAGUGUACGCAAGUAUGUACGGCGCUGGAGUUAACAAGUUGGCCGACGUUCUCGGGCUGGGCUACGAGCAUGCGCUUUCAGUUGUCACCAGCUUUAACAGUUCGGCAGCUGAUCUGUGCAAGAUGGCGAUGGUGAAAACGGAACAGUACUUGAGGAACAAUGACCCCCCUAUCGAUCUCCAUUUGCUGUUGCAAAUACACGACGAGUUGGUCUGGGAGGUUAGGGAUGAGGAUCUCAACAGAGCUGCUGGUAUACUGAUCUCAUCUUGA
Parnassius apollo (apollo) is the source of this 2541-nucleotide messenger RNA. The record is from the annotation of a GenBank genome assembly. NCBI's taxonomy places the organism in Eukaryota, Metazoa, Arthropoda, Insecta, Lepidoptera, Papilionidae.